GCAUCGACUCGCUGUACUGCACCGCAGAGACUGCCGAAGAUGUUGUCAGGUGCGUUAUCGCAGAGACCCACAAAGAGGCUGACGACGUUCGAAACGAGGUGGAGGCUGCCGUUUUGGAACGGAUCCAAGCGCUGCAGGCACGACAGCGUGAGCUGCUGGAGCAGAUUGACCAACUGGUGCAGACCAAAGUAGAGAAUCUGGAGACGCAGCUGCGGCAAAUACAGAGCGGGAGCUGUCCACCUGCUCCAGCAGAAGAUCGCGAGGAUCCAGAUGCUCCGCCCAUGGAUGGUGUCUUUCUGCUCCGGGCAGAUUCUGUGAUCCGCUUCAGCGAUCCAUUCCUGGUCGUUUCCGCUCACUUCCUGAUGAUGCGGAACUUUGCCAUCGCCGUUCUUGCCAUGCUGUCUGUCGGCUCUUUCGCCGAUGAAUCGAUGCAAGCUCUGGCUGCAGAUGACGAGUCUGCUUCCUUGAACUUGCUCCAGCAUAAGGGAAGCGCUCAGGUGGACGAAGAGAGUCUCGAGGCAAUGACGGAUCCUGAGACUGCUGUGACGAUGUCCACCCCAGGAAUCGCCUUCCUGGAGGAGGGCGAAGGACGCUUCCAGUGCGGCGUUAUCUAUUGUGCGAGUGCCGCAGGGAACAAAUGCUGCCGGGAGGCACUGAGCGCCGUCUGCUGUGGCCCAG
This is a messenger RNA of Symbiodinium necroappetens, 678 nucleotides long. Lineage: Eukaryota; Dinophyceae; Suessiales; Symbiodiniaceae. The record is from the annotation of a GenBank genome assembly.